Centropristis striata (black sea bass) is the source of this 3187-nucleotide messenger RNA. It is a transcript of the gene prmt7, whose product is annotated as protein arginine methyltransferase 7. Gene Ontology annotation, biological process: peptidyl-arginine methylation. The record is from RefSeq and is a predicted model, not a curated record. The coding region runs from base 150 to 2207 and encodes 685 amino acids. Gene Ontology annotation, molecular function: protein-arginine N-methyltransferase activity. The transcript has 17 exons. Lineage: Eukaryota; Metazoa; Chordata; Actinopteri; Perciformes; Serranidae.
CGUCACUUGGAAAGAUGGCUGCCUCCGUCGGGGCAACGCUGCAUUUGUGAUCCAAUUUCUUUUUUAGACUUUUGAGGAAUAUUCUGUUAAAAAACAUAUUUUUAUUUAUCCGUAUACGUUACCGGAGAGUUGAAGCAGUCGUGGCGGAGAUGAAGACGUUCAGUGGGAGAGCCAACCCGGUCACCGGGUCCUUAGACUGGGUGGAGGAGAGUGAGGAGUACGACUACCACCAGGAGAUAGCCAGGUCCUGUUAUGCAGAUAUGCUACAUGACCAUGAUAGGAAUAAGAAGUACUACCAGGGCAUCCGGGCGGCUGUAGCCAGAGUGAAGGCUCGUGGUGAGAAGGUGAUCGUCCUGGACAUCGGGACAGGAACCGGCCUGCUGUCUAUGAUGGCUCUCACUGCUGGAGCUGACUUCUGCUACGCUGUGGAGGUUUUUAAGCCCAUGGCUGAGGCUGCACAGAGCAUUGUGGAGAAGAACGGCUUCUCUGAAAAGAUCAAGAUUAUUAACAAACACUCCACUGAUGUCACUGUGGGGCCAGAUGGAGAUAUGCAAAUGAAGGCCAAUGUUCUGAUCACAGAGCUGUUUGAUACAGAACUGAUAGGUGAAGGAGCCCUGCCCAGUUAUGAACAUGCUCACCAAAAUCUUGUGCAGGAGGGCUGUGAGGCGGUCCCUCACCGGGCCACCGUCUACGCCCAGCUGGUGGAGUCGGAGCUGCUCUGGAGCUGGGCUCAGCUGCAGCCGGUGGAGGUGGAAGGGGCCCGUCUGGUCCCUCCGCCCGCUGUGGGCCACUGUGCUGGAGCUCAUUCAGUGUGUGACAUCCAGCUGAGCCAGGUGUCUCCUCACAGCUUCACCCCGCUCGGUCCUCUCUGCACCAUGUUCAGUGUGGAUUUCAGUAAGCCAGUAUCCAGUGCGUUCCAGUCCCACUCCUGCCAGUUUGCGGCUCUGUCUGGAGGUCGGGGUCAGGUCGUCCUGUCGUGGUGGGACCUGGACAUGGAUCCCAGUGGAAGCAUCGUGUGCACCAUGGCUCCCAGUUGGACGUACCCACAGCCAAAGACGGCUCCGUGGCGGGACCACUGGAUGCAGAGUGUGUACUUCCUGCCUGUGGAGAGCAGAGUGACAGAAGGAGAGGAGCUGAGUCUGACUGUCUGCCAUGACGACUACAGUCUGUGGUACAGCCUGCAGUCUCACAGCCAGCAGGACCCUCAGACCGCGGCUCCUCCUCUCCGGCCCUGUUGUACCUGCCAGGCUCACCUGGUCUGGACUCGUCCACGUUUCGGUGAACUCAACGACAGACGGCGUACGGAGAGUUACGUCAGCGCACUGCGCAGUGUUCUGAGGGAGGACAGCGUGUGUCUUGGCGUCAGCGAUGGAAGUCUGCUUCCUGUGUUUGCUCACAUGAUCGGAGCCAAAAAGGUCUUUUGUUUGGAAAACUCCAGAAUGUCUAAACAGGUUAUUGAGCAGGUGUUGGAAGCUAACUCCAUGAAAGGAAGUGUUGAGCUGCUGGAGAUCAGGCCGCAGCAGCUGACCAGCAGUGACCUAAGAGGGGAACAGAUCUCCGUCCUGAUGGGUGAACCGUACUUCAGCACCAGCCUCCUACCUUGGCACUCCCUGUACUUCUGGUACUGUCGGACGGCCCUGGCAGGCCUCCUCCGGCCCAACGCCACCAUCCUGCCCUGCACGGCUACACUUCACAUGGUGGCUGUAGAGUUUCAGGAUCUGUGGAGGAUAAGAGCUCCAUGUGGAUCAUGUGAGGGUUUUGAUGUCACAGCCAUGGAUGAAAUGGUCCAGCGAUCUCUGGAUUGGCGUGAGUCCAGCGAGGCGGAGCCCCACCCUCUGUGGGAGUACCCGUGCCGAGCUUUGACCCGCUCCACCGCCGUUAUGACCUUUGACUUCACACAGUGUGUCCCUGAACAGCCAAUCAGCAGUCAGGGCUCACUGCCUCUUAUAAGGACCGGUCGUUGCCAUGGUGUUGCAUUGUGGAUGGAGUAUCACAUAACCGAUGACAUCACUGUCAGUGCGGGUCUGAUUGAACCAAUCAGUGAGCAGGGUGAGUGCGUGUGGAGUCGACACAGGAAACAGGGAGUGUAUUUUUUCAGGCCAGCGUGGGAGAGCUCAGGUGAUGGCAGAGCAGCAGUUUCUUACAGCUUCACCUUUGAACCCAGUUUGGGAGACAUUAAGAUGGACUUCAGCAUUGCCUCUCAGUGAUGUACACAUGUCUGUAAUUGCAAUUACAGAGUCAGUGCUGUGUAGAUUUUUUUUUCAGCGCAUAUAGAAUGUACAGCUGGUGGACAUGUUUGCUGAAUUUGACAAAAAUUGUAUUGGAUAAGAACGACAGACUCCACCGUUGAUGUUAUUGGUACAGCGUGUCUUUGCAGAAAACUACUAACUGUUGUUUGUGGUGCUAUUAUCCUAACAGUUAUGUUGAGUAAUAUAAAUGUACCAUCAGAUUAGCCACAUUCAGUGAAAUAUAGUCAUUGAAAAAGGUUAUUAGACCCUUGUUUUCUUCAAUUCCUUGUUCAUUUUAAUGCCUGGUACAACUAAAGGUACAUUUGUUUGGACAAAUAUGAUAACAACAAAAAUAGCUCAAUAAGAAUUUAAGAGCUGAUAUCUAGCUAUUUUACCAUGGUUUUCUUGAGAAUGAUUAUGACUACAGGGCUAGAUAUCAGCUCUUAAACUCUCAUGAGCUAUUUUGUUUUCACUAUAUUUGUCCAAACAAACAUACCUUUAGCUGUACCAAGCAUUAAAAUUAACAAGAAUGUGAAGAAAACAAGGGUGGUCUAAUAAUUUUUUCCAUGACUGUAUAUGGGAAACAAUUCUCUUUACUUAAUUGUAAUAAAAUAAGAAACAAAAAGCCAUGUCUUACUGCCAAAUUGUUUGCCUUGACAUAAAUAAAACAGCUUUAUUUUGACUGUUUCUAUAGACCUCUUUAUGUUGAAGUUGCAUUAGUGAACAUCAUGUAGGUCUUACUUUAUACUGUAAGCAGUGGUGGAAGAAGUAUUCAGAUCCCUUACGUAAAAGUAUCAGCAUCAAAAUGUACUUAAAUGAUCAAAAGUAAAAGUACUCGUUAUGCAGAAUGGACACACUCAGAUUGUUUUAUAUUCUAAAUAUAUUAUUAAAUUAUUAUUAGUGCAUUUAUGUAAGCAGCAUUUUACUGCUGUCAGUGUAGGGCUCGUUUUAACUAUUUA